GUAGAGCAGAAAGGCCUGCGCGAGUAAGGCCCAUUCCCGGCCCCAAAUCGCGAGUGCUGCGCGCAGGCGGCACCGCGGGCGCGGGCCCGACCCUCCGCCGCUCCCCCGCCCUCUCCCCGCCCGCCCCCGGCCCUCUCCCCGCCCCUCACCGCGGGUCGCUCUGGGCGGGCGGCGCGAUGUGGCCGGUGCUGCUGGCGCUGGGCCUGGCGCUGGGAGCGGCGAGCGGGCAGCACCGCGCCGAGUACGACCGGGAGGCGCUGCUCGGCGGGCAGGAGGAGGCGGAGGAGUACGCGCGGCUCAGCCCGGAGGAGCAGCAGCGGCGGCUGAGGAACAUCGUGAGGAAGAUCGACGCGGACGCGGACGGGCUGCUCAGCGAGGAUGAGCUGAGCUCCUGGAUACAGCAGUCUUUUAAGCAUUAUGUUACACAAGAAGCUAAGCAACACUUCAAUGACUAUGACAAAGAUGGUGAUGGAUUGGUGUCUUGGAAGGAGUAUAACUUGCAAAUGUAUGAUCGUGUAAUUGAUUUUGAUGAGAACAGUGUCCUGGAGGAUCAAGAAGAAGAAUCAUUUCGCCAGCUUCAUUUAAAGGAGAAAAAACGUUUUGAAAAAGCGAAUAGAGAUGACGUUCCUGCUCUAAAUGUGGAUGAAUAUAUUGCUUUUGAACAUCCUGAAGAAGUGGAGUACAUGACGGACUUUGUCAUUCAGGAGGCUUUAGAAGAACAUGAUAAAGAUGGUGAUGGAUUUGUUAGCCUGGAAGAAUUCCUUGGUGAUUACAGAAGAGACCCAACUGCAAGGGAAGAUCCAGAAUGGAUACUGGUUGAGAAGGACCGGUUUGUGAAUGACUAUGACAAGGAUCAUGAUGGAAAACUCAACCCUCAAGAGCUGCUGUCUUGGAUAGUGCCCAACAAUCAGGGUAUUGCACAAGAGGAGGCUCUGCACCUCAUUGAAGAGAUGGAUUUGAAUGAUGAUAAAAAACUUUCUGAGGCAGAAAUUCUUAAGAACCAGGAUUUGUUUCUUAACAGUGAAGCAACAGAUUAUGGUAGGCAGCUUCAUGAUGAACGUUUCUACCAUGAAGAACUUUAGAUUAUUUAUUUUGUAAUCUUAUUUUUCUUCCCUUUCUUUCAUUUGGAGCUUUUGUUAAAAGCGCUCAUCAGCUGCAUUGCAAGUUUUAUGCUGUAAUUACAGUACACUAAUGUUUGUGUAAAUAAUUUGCAUUCAAAAUUUAAUUGCCCUCCUGCAAACUUCUAGGCCUCUUCUAGACUUCAAAAUUAAUCUGAAAUACUUGCUGUCAAAAUUCUAUAGCAUUGAGAAAUAAAUUACUUCAGGGUAGUACUGUAUUGUGAAGAGUUGUUCUACUGUACUUGAAGAAAAUGGAGAAUCUAAAUGGUUCCGAAAGAAUGCGAAAUGUAGUAACUGAGACUACUAUUUUUCUAAUCAAUUUAAUUAGGGCAGAGUGUGGGGAAGGUGGGGGGAUAUUUAGAGUCAGUAUUAACUGUGUUUUAUUUAAUACCUUUGGAGAAAUACUUAUGUAAAUGCCUCAGUUGUUUAAGAGGUUUCUACUUGAUUUUGAAUGGUUUCUAUACUGUGUUUUACUCUACCAUAAAACUUGCUAUUUUUACAUCUAUGACAAUAAUUAUUUUUAAUGUACAAUUGUAGAGCAUUAGCAAUACAGUGGUAUUUUACUGUGUCAAGACCCUCUUCAUUUGUUGGAUUAAAACUUAAAAUGUUCU
This is a messenger RNA of Corvus hawaiiensis (hawaiian crow), 1729 nucleotides long. It is a transcript of the gene RCN2, whose product is annotated as reticulocalbin 2. Gene Ontology annotation, cellular component: endoplasmic reticulum. Lineage: Eukaryota; Metazoa; Chordata; Aves; Passeriformes; Corvidae. The transcript has 7 exons. Bases 177 to 1082 code for a protein of 301 amino acids. Gene Ontology annotation, molecular function: calcium ion binding. The record is from RefSeq and is a predicted model, not a curated record.